AUGGUAUCUCUGGUACCUUUUAUUAAAAACAGUUCACAUCCGCUGAGUGAUUUUUUCCAGAAGCUGCAACUAUGCGGCGAUCAAUGUAAUAUUCGUAUCUUCGAUUACGAAUGCAUGGUCAAUGAAAACAAUUUCCGUGUAUUGGCAUUCGGCAAAUUUGCCGGCUAUUCCGGAAUGAUCAACAUCCUCCACGGCCUUGGCCAGCGUCUCUUGGCUUUGGGGCACACAACGCCCUUCAUGAACGUGGCUAUGCCACACAACUACUCUUCCCUGGAGCUAGCCCGUCAGGCCAUCAAGAUGGCGGGUUACGGAAUCGCCAUGAAUCAGAUGCCCAGCUCGAUCGGCCCUAUCAUCUUCGUCUUCACUGGUCAAGGCAAUGUGUCUCAGGGAGCACGGGCCAUCUUCCGUCUCCUACCGCACAAGUUUAUUCUGCCCUCCGAAAUGAAGGAGACUGCCAUGCAUGGAAGUAGGUCAUCUUUUGCACACAAUUCAUGUUUGCGUCUAUGUGCUUGUUUCUUGUUUGGGGCACAAGUUACCCAGCACGUCUGCGCCAGGCCAUCCACUGCGUCCAACACCACUUUAUCUAUUCAGUUUGAUCCAAGGAAGCCGAAUGACACAUUUGGAGACAAAGGUCGAUCCAUGUCGGACCUAACCCUUGUUUUCUUCAUUUAUGCUCCCUACAUGUCUGUCCUGGUCAACGGUAUCUUUUGGCGCGUGACUGAUCCCCGUCUCCUCUCGAUUGAGGACUGCAAGCGGCUAAUGGUUACCGGGAAACCGUGCCACCAACACGUCUCCUCUACUGGUAGGUUACUAGACAGCAAACAGUAA
Dibothriocephalus latus is the source of this 828-nucleotide messenger RNA. Lineage: Eukaryota; Metazoa; Platyhelminthes; Cestoda; Diphyllobothriidea; Diphyllobothriidae. The record is from the annotation of a GenBank genome assembly.